GAGCAAAAGUUAACCACCUGCAGUAUAUAGUGAAACAAAUAAUACAUACUAUAAAAUUGCACACUUUUUAAUCAUAAACAUGAAGCUCUGUAUUAUAAAUCCAAUGUACACGUCUCUUUUUUUGGUUAUUGUUCUCUCAGCAUAUGUAUCUUCACUAUCACUUUACAUAACCGGUGGAAGAACAUAUUUAAAUAAUCAAUUUGAAAUUAUUUAUGGAGGAUCCCCCAAUGUCAUGACGAAAAUAGAUGGUGCUGACUUUGCAGGAGUGAAAAGGAUUAGAAGAUUAACACCGAAAGAAAUAUUAGAACUCAAGAUAAUACGGAAUAAACAGAAAGUAAUUCAAAAGAAACAAGAAGAAGAAGAAAGAAAAAGAGAGCAAGAAGAAAAAGAAAGGGAAAGGCAACAGGAAGAAGAAGAAAAAGAAAGGGAGAGGAAACAGGAAGAAGAAGAAAAAGAAAGGGAGAGGAAACAGGAAGAAGAAGAAAAAGAAAGGGAGAGGAAACAGGAAGAAGAAGAAAGACGAAGGGAGGAAGAAGAAAAAGAAAGGGAAAAGCAACAGGAAGAAGAAGAAAAAGAAAGGGAGAGGAAACAGGAAGAAGAAGAAAGACGAAGGGAGAGGAAACAGGAAGAAGAAGAAAGGCAAAGGGAGCAAGAAGAAAAAGAAAGGGAAAGGCAACAGGAAGAAGAAGAAAAAGAAAGGGAGAGGAAACAGGAAGAAGAAGAAAGACGAAGGGAGCGAAAAAUUGGUGAAACACGAGAAAUAAAAGGACCAAGGCGCGAUACCAAAAAAGCACAGCAUAAAGCGAAACCAUCAUCACAAUAUAAAGCGGAAAUAGUAAAAUCCAAUACUGGGCAACAGAUUCGGCGUACACUUAGUAAUAAACAAAAUACACCUCUCGGCCGUUUACCCAGAAGAAAAAACGUCUUUGAUUUGGAACAAAUUGUUCUAACAAAUGGUACACACUAUAAAAUUGCACAUUUUUUAAUCGUAAACAUGAAGCUCUAUAUUAUAAAUCCAAUGUACACGUCUCUUUUUUUGGUGAUUGUUAUCUCAGCAUAUGUAUCUUCAAUAUCAUUUUACACAAUUGAUGGAAAAUCAUAUUUAAAUGAUAAAUAUGAAAUAACUUUUGGAGGAUCGCCCGAUGUCAUAACGAAAAUAGAUGGCGCCGAUUAUGGAGGAGUGAAAAAGGUUAGAAAAUUAACGCCUGACGAAAUUUUAGAAAUAAAAAAUAAACAACUAAUAUUAGAUACGAAGAAUAAAAAUCAGUGGAAACAAGAAGAAAAAGAAAGGGAAAGAGAGCAACGAAUGCAAGCAGAAGAAAGGAAAAGAAAGGAACAAGAACGCGAAGCACAACGUAAGGUUGAAAGGGAAAUGAGUGAAUUGAAAAUGCAGAGAGAACGAAAAGAACGCGAGGAAAAGAAAAUUAUAGAGCAAAAUCAACGAAAAGAAGACCGAAAAAUGAGUGAAAUAAAAAGGAGAAAUGAGGAACAAGUACGGGAAGCACAACUUAAAGUUGAAAGGGAAAUGCCUGAAUUGAAAACGCAGAGUGAACAAAAAAAAAGCGAUGAAUAUAUAAUUGAACAAAAACGUCGUAGAGAACUGCUAAAAAUUAUCGAUCCACCAAGAGAAAAAGACCAACAGUAUGGAAUAACAAGAAAAAAUAAAAAGGGAAGAGCAACCAAAGGCCGUCAAGUUUAUGAUGACGAAGUAUUAAACCGUGAAUUGAAUGCAUCACAACUUGAAAUGGAAAUAUCAAUGGGCCAACAAACGCGUGAUAUGGAAAGAAAUAUAGAAAGAGAUAUGGACAAGCAAAUGCGCGAUAUGGAAACAGCACAACUUGAAAUGGAAAGAAAUAUGGAAAGAGAUAUGGACAAGCAAAUGCGCGAUAUGGAAACAGCGCAACUUGAAAUGGGAAAAAAAAUGGAAAGAGAUAUGGACAAGCAAAUGCGCGAUAUGGACAUUAAAAUGCGCGAUAUGGGAAGAUCGAUUGACCAACAAGUGCGCGGUGUCGAAAGAGGACAGCGUGGAAUGAAAAGUGAUCAAUUUAAUCCACGAAUUCGGCGUAAUCGUAAUAAUAUGCAAAUUACAUCUGGCAACCGUGGAGUAGGGAGAAUAGGGAUAAACAAUUUUUAUGUUUUCCAAUUGCGACUACUUUCACUGGUAAACAUGAAGCUCUACAUUAUAAAACCAAUGUACACGUCACUUAUAUUGGUGAUUUUUUUCGUGGCAUUAUCCUCUUCAAUAUCAAUUUUUACAAUUGAUGGAAAAACAUAUUUAGAUUCAGAAUAUGAAAUAAUUUUUGGAGGACGCAAUGUUUUAAAUAUAAAUCAAAAUACGAUUACAGGAUUGAAAAGCUAUAGACCAUUAUCUGACGAUGAAAAAAUAAUUAUACAGGAGAAAAAGAAAAUAAUAGACAUACAGGAGGAAAAGGACAGGCAAAUCAGGGACGAAGAAAGAGAAAAGGAACGAAAAUUGCGCGAUGCCGAAAGGGAGAGGCAUAGGAAACAACGCGAAUUCGAACGGGAAAUGCGUGAUAAGGAAAGAGAGAUGUUCCGACAACAACGAGAUGAAGAUAGGAUACAACGCGAUUUGCAGAGACAGAGAGAUCAAUAUUUACGAGAAGAGGAUAGGAAUGAGCAGCUAAGACGACGUGACGAGGAGCGACAAAUGCGCGACGCGCAAAGAGAAAAGGAACAACAACAGCGCGCGACCGAAUGGUCACAGCGGGGGGCCAAAUGGUUACAGCGCGGGGCCGAAUGGUCACAGCGUGGAUUGGCAAGACUGCGAGAGCAACAACAGCGUGAAGAAAACAGAGCGGCGGACCUGAAAACACGCGAGGAAAAUCGUGCGAUGCUCGAGGCGCAGAAAGAAAUGAACCGAUCAAAUCGGUAUGCCGAAAAAGCACAAACCAUAGCGGAAACGACACAGCAACAGCGAAGACGCGAUCUCGAACUCAGAGAAGGAAUACAAAUACAUCGCAAACUGGAAAGAGUCCAACCCAAUGAUGGGCGAUCAUCGAGAAACGGCGGGAACAACAAGAAACGACGCGCCGAGAGCUCCGAGAACUCUGAGAACUCCGAGAGCGAGGCGGAUGCGCCGAAGAGACAGAUUGGCCGCAAAAAUACGUCUUAUGGCAACCGUGGAGCUGGAAACGUAAGAGUGAAUAACCAAAAUAAAAUAAGUUUUAGGGGUAACGAGAUUAGCUUUUAAAUGACUACGACUCAAAAUUCUUACGUCAAAAUAUGUAUUAAUUUCAAUACCAUAGUUUUAACAAAUAGUUCAAUUUUGUAUCGUUAUUUAUUAAUCGCGAUGGUCACUCCUGCUCAAUACGAAAUAAUGCUUAAUCUAUAACAUAGUCAUAUAUAUAUAUAUAUAUAUGACUGGGUUAGGGUAAACGUAUACUAUAAACGUCAUAGUGAAUAUUACCGUUUAAACUAAUUAGUACCAAUACUUAUAACGCUUUUUGUAUUGUAGUCACAUAAUUUAUACACGAAAUUGUAACCAUACGGUAUAAUAAACGUUUGAUAUACAGCUGUGACGGGCGACAACGUUGCAAUAUUUAAAAUAAUAUAAUAUAAUAUGUUUUACUACAUAAUAUCUUACAAUUAUUAUAUUAUAUAAUACCUACCUAUAUUUCUUUGCGAAUAUAUAAAAAACGAUAAUAACUUCAAAAAGCAA
Molecule: messenger RNA, 3679 nt
Organism: Rhopalosiphum padi (bird cherry-oat aphid)
Lineage: Eukaryota; Metazoa; Arthropoda; Insecta; Hemiptera; Aphididae
Product: trichohyalin-like
Exons: 9
Coding region: 80-3211 (1043 amino acids)
Source: RefSeq, a predicted model, not a curated record